GUUCUGGGACAGCUGAAUAGUGAUGCUUUUCUUUGCAGAUGCUUAUUUUUAAUAGUCUACACUUUUCCCUUGUGCUUAAUUCUUCUAAUUUUAGGUGUUCUCCGUAUAAGGAUCAUCAGGGCUAACUAUGGCCGAACCGAUUCCACCACAUGUUCUUCAGGACAACCUCUCAGUCAACUCUCCAACACAAACUGCUACUCAUAUAACACACUAUCUCUGUUCUGUUGCAGAUGUGAACCACAGCAAACCUGUCAGGUGCCUGCUACAAAUAGUGUCUUCUCUGACCCCUGCGUUGGCACCUAUAAGUAUCUCAAAGUUGUGUACAUCUGUGUCUAA
This is a messenger RNA of Ictalurus furcatus (blue catfish), 336 nucleotides long. Its product is annotated as rhamnose-binding lectin-like. The record is from RefSeq and is a predicted model, not a curated record. Lineage: Eukaryota; Metazoa; Chordata; Actinopteri; Siluriformes; Ictaluridae. The transcript has 2 exons. The annotation marks the transcript as partial. Gene Ontology annotation, molecular function: carbohydrate binding.